This is a messenger RNA of Orycteropus afer afer, 1136 nucleotides long. It is a transcript of the gene GPR12, whose product is annotated as G protein-coupled receptor 12. Gene Ontology annotation, cellular component: membrane. The record is from RefSeq and is a predicted model, not a curated record. Gene Ontology annotation, biological process: G protein-coupled receptor signaling pathway. NCBI's taxonomy places the organism in Eukaryota, Metazoa, Chordata, Mammalia, Tubulidentata, Orycteropodidae. Gene Ontology annotation, molecular function: G protein-coupled receptor activity.
CCUGCGCGCAUUGGACGCAACCGAGGAGCCCCCUCCGCCCGGGCGCGCCAAGAGGACGGGGGUUAAAAUGAAUGAAGACCAGAAGGUCAAUGCCAGCGGGCUGCCUCGCGAUCACUUAGAAGCCGCCUCUGCGGAGAACGUGUCGGCUGCUGUCUCCUCGCAGACCCCUGUGGUGGAGCCCGAGCCUGAGCUGGUAGUCAACCCCUGGGACAUUGUCCUGUGCACCUCGGGAACGCUCAUCUCCUGUGAGAAUGCCGUCGUGGUCCUUAUCAUUUGCCAUAACCCCAGCCUGCGAGCCCCCAUGUUCCUCCUCAUAGGCAGCCUGGCUCUGGCAGACCUGCUGGCGGGGAUUGGACUGGUCAUCAAUUUUGUGUUUGCCUACCUGCUUCAGUCAGAGACCACCAAGCUGGUCACGGUCGGACUCAUUGUCGCCUCUUUCUCUGCCUCUGUCUGCAGCUUGCUGGCGAUCACGGUCGACCGCUACCUUUCCCUGUAUUACGCCCUGACAUACAAUUCGGAGCGGACAGUCACGUUCACCUAUGUCAUGCUUGUCAUGCUCUGGGGCACGUCCAUCUGCUUGGGCCUGCUGCCCGUCUUGGGCUGGAACUGCUUGCAAGACGAAGCCACGUGCAGCGUGGUCAGGCCGCUCACCAAGAACAACGCUGCUGUGCUCUCGGUCUCCUUCCUGUUCAUGUUUGCGCUCAUGUUGCAGCUCUACGUCCAAAUCUGCAAGAUCGUGAUGAGGCACGCCCACCAGAUCGCCCUGCAGCACCACUUCCUGGCCACGUCGCACUACGUGACUACCCGGAAGGGGGUCUCCACCCUGGCGAUUAUCCUGGGGACCUUCGCCGCCUGCUGGAUGCCUUUUACCCUCUACUCCCUGAUCGCAGAUUACAGCUACCCCUCGAUUUACACCUACGCCACCCUCCUGCCCGCCACCUACAACUCCAUCAUCAACCCUGUCAUCUAUGCCUUCAGAAACCAAGAGAUCCAGAAAGCCCUCUGGGUCAUUUGCUGCGGUUGCGUCCCGCCCAGCCUCUUGCAGAGAGCGCGGUCGCCCAGCGACGUGUAGCACCACCCCAUCGAGGAAAAGCACGGGCUCACGAAAUCCUGCAAACACCAAGCACUUUGCCCUG